CUCUCACACCAGAUUUUGCUCAUUAGUCUUUAUGGCAAACAGGAAAUCAUGACAAAGACAAGCAUCAGAAAGAAGUUCAAGGAGUGGAAGAAUUCCCUUAAGGCUUCUGGGCGCACUCCUGAUAAAAGCCCUCUGUCAAGUCCAAACCAAUCUCACGCAUCGUUACGAAGCAGCCUUGACAAGCCAAAUCCACAGCAGCCGCCCGAUUUACUAUCUUCAUCGCCUAACUCUUCUCAUUUAAAGGCACCUCAUCCGCUGAUUAAGAUAUCGCCUUCUGCCGCGGCUAUAGCAUCACGAACUACGACAGCUCCUCCAGCUGCUGAAGUAUCAGUACCUCAGAUUACAAUUGAACAAGCAACUCCCUCGAAUCUUUGGAACGAAGCCUUCCGCCAAGCUAAUGGCGAAACUCAACAAUGGAUUCAAAACAAUGGGCUCGAUUCACUGGAGAAGGCCAAGUCAGAAGAUCUCAUUAAUUUGAUCAAGAACAAAAGCCAAUUACUCUCCGAAGAGAAAGGCGCGCCUUCGAAGAUUGAAAUUGGGAGUCAAAAGCUGGUAUUCCGCGAAUAUAUCUCUGAUAUUGUCACAUUUCUUACCACGGUCGGCGACAUCGCGAUCAAUUUAGCACCCCCACAAGCCGGUGUGCCAUGGGCCGCAGCAAAAGCACUGCUGAGGAUUCCGAUUAAACAAAUUGAGCAAAUGGCAGCACUUGCUGGAACAGUUCGAUUAUUUAUACGCAUUGUCCAGAGGGGUCAGGUAUACGAGCAUUUAUACAACGCAACAACGGCAGAUGAAGAAGCUGUAUCAAAUCUACGCGACGCGUUGCGAGAUUUAUACGUGACUGCAAUAGAGCUACUGGCUCGGACUGAUGUCUUGAUUAAAGGCGGAUUGGUCAAACAAACGUUAAACGCCAUUCUUCGACCUGAGCAGACUUCAGACCUUGUUUCUGACUUGUUGAUGAAAGAGCAAAAGGUUUCACUGGAAGCUCAAGUCUGCGAGGCUUCUCGCAGUGCUAAGACUGGUUUAAAAACGGAUGACAGAAUAAAGGCCCUGUUGACUAAUCUAGAUAAACUGUCGACGCCCAUUAGUCGAAUUGACAAGGGAGUCGAUAAUCUGCUAGAGGAGGUUGAAAAGGACCGAUUAGAGAGACUUAUGGACUUUAUUAGCUCAGAAAAGUUUGGUAGGGGCCACGUUACUAUUAAAGAAUCGAGGAUAGAAGGGACUGGAGACUGGUUGAUUAACCACGAGGGACUUCGCGAUUGGGAAGCGAUAUCCUCCUCUUCAACGCUCUUAUGUCUCAAGGGAACUGUCGGUACUGGUAAGACGUACCUUACCUCUCGAGUGAUCGAUCAUAUAAAGCAAACCUUGGAAACAUCGGCUCAUGAUGAAGGAUUUGCAUUUUUUUAUUGCAAUCGAUCUGGUCCCUCAAUGUUGGAUCCCUUGGUCGUUCUCAGGAGCUUCGUUCGCCAAUUAUCUUACAAAGCAUACCGCUACAAUCACAUCCAAACCAGCGUUAUCCAGAAAUGCCAAUUAGCAAAGCAAGAAGGGAGAGACCUAAGUUUUGGAGAUUGCAAAGAGCUUAUCCUGGGUUCUCUAAACCUCUAUCCAAAAACUACCUUAAUUCUCGAUGCCUUGGAUGAAUCUGAAAUUUCAACAUAUAAUCUAGCAGAGAUUCUUGUCGACUUAAUGGAAAGAGCCACAAAACCGGUCAAAGUCUUUAUUUCGAGUCGCCCUGGUCGAGAAUAUUUAAAGGCUUUUGAAGACAAGUGUAUAAUUACAAUCAAUAGCAACAACCAAAAAGACGACAUUGAAAAGUUCCUUCGCAAAACCUUAUACUCCCAACCAUUUUUCAACAGGCGCAAAGCGGAAAUUCAGGAAAUAAUUAAAGAGACAUUUAGAUCUCGAAAUGGCGGGAUGUUCCGAUGGGUCUAUUUACAAGUCAAAAGUCUGCUGAAAUGCAUCUCAGAUGAUGCCGUCAAGGCGUGGGCCAGAACGAUACCUCGUGAUCUGAUGGCUGCAUAUGAUCAGUUGUGGGAGAACAUACGAGCGCAGCAUAAUGAAGACGACGUGGCAUUAGCUGAGCGUGCUGUCAAGUGGGUGUUGUGUGCAUUUGAGCCACCUACAUCCAAUAUUCUGCUAGAAGCCGUCCGGUAUUCUCUAGAAAAAGGUGUACUGGUACAGAAGGAAGAGCGCUCUGAAGAAGAAGUCCUAUCGCUAUGCCAGGAUCUUCUGACGAUUGAUACGGCGAGACGGAUAUGGAGGCUACCACAUGCUUCAGUGGCUGAAUAUUUCCAGUCUAGAAAUAUGGCUUUAGGAACAUGUGAUGUGUUUGCUUCUAUUACAUCGCUCAACUUCCUGAUGAGACCUGAAUUGCAGCCCGCUCGUUAUGAACGGAAAGAUAACAAGUUUCAUACUUUUGAAGGGUAUAUUUCACACACAUGGUUCCUACACGUUCAGCGAUAUGACAGAUGGCUGGGAUCCAUGGACAACCCAGAUCCGGACCAAACUCUCGUUACCACUCUCAAACGCUUCUUCGAGUCUGUAGAAGGGAGUGGCUGCCACUAUCGGGAGUGGCUAAACAAAAUUGGUGGAUCGCACAAACACCCGAUACUGAGGCCUGAAAGCAUGGCUUUGUUUGUCAUGUGCCGCUUCGGAUUUUACUACGUUUUGCGUGACUGGUGGGAAGAGGACAAAAUAAAUGAGGAAAUGGCGCUCAAAGAUUCCGGACCACUUGAUAAUUCGCUUACACUUGCAGCUCAAGGUGGAAGCCUACCGAUUUGCAAAUAUUUGGUGGGAGUCAUUGGUCGGGAUAACGCUCUUGCUAAAAGAUAUUACUGGGCCAUCCAAAAUGCGAUUAAUGGACGGAACAAGGGUAUCGUCUCAUUUUUGGUGGAAGAAGCAAACCUCGAUGUCAACCUCUGUUACCGCAGAACAACGGUUGUGCAAUACACGGCAAUGUUUCCGCAGCACGCUGAGAUGCUGCAGUGGUUUGUGGACCAAGGUUGGGUCGACGUAAACAGGGAGGGUGGCAAAUGGUUUGGCAAUGCCCUCAUUGCGGCAGCAGCUUAUUAUAGUGUAAAAUCGGCUGAGAUUCUGCUCAAAGCUGGAGCCGACGUGAAUGCUGCUGUGGAGUGUGGCUACUAUGGCAGUGCCCUUGUCGCUGCAGCAAGUUCAAUAGUGCGCUGGGAUUACGUGAAAAAGAUGCAAUUGCUUCUCAGUCAUGGUGCAGAUCCAAACCAGCUCUUGAGAGGUGGCAAGUACGGCAGUGCACUGGAAGCGGUAAUUCUCAGUCGUUUCUGGUUGCAAGCUGAAGACAGAUAUCGAUUGGCUGAGGAUAUGCCGGUGAUGAAGCUUUUGCUAAAAGCUGGCGCUGAUCCCGCAAUCAUAACUGACCGGGGAGAUCAUGGGAGUGCACUUGCCGCCGCCGCAUGUUGUGGAUUUAAAGACUUCCUGAAGAUGAUGGUUGAUGCUAUUGGGAGAGAACGGGCAAUCGAGUGCCUUGGCCAGAGCAGAUGCCCCAAGAAGCUAUACCUGAGGACUACAGAUAGCAAGAGAUGGUUGCAAGCCAAAUCAGACAUAAUUACUUAUCUUACCAACCAAGUCGGGGUAGAGAAAGAGACUCUUUAUAGAAUUGGGCUGCAGGAUGUCGAGCUCAAACAGUCAGACUCCGGCCCAGGAUUUGUUAUCAGAUACUAUUAAUCUCAAGCUAUUACUAUUUACUGUAUCAAGAUAGCUGGUGCAGAGAGAGACUGAUAGUGGGUUAAACCUUUCCGUUUACGGAAG
Molecule: messenger RNA, 3780 nt
Organism: Trichoderma harzianum CBS 226.95
Lineage: Eukaryota; Fungi; Ascomycota; Sordariomycetes; Hypocreales; Hypocreaceae
Exons: 4
Coding region: 49-3696 (1215 amino acids)
Molecular function (GO): protein binding
Source: RefSeq, a predicted model, not a curated record